Molecule: messenger RNA, 586 nt
Organism: Monomorium pharaonis (pharaoh ant)
Lineage: Eukaryota; Metazoa; Arthropoda; Insecta; Hymenoptera; Formicidae
Product: odorant receptor coreceptor
Exons: 4
Coding region: 1-477 (158 amino acids)
Biological process (GO): detection of chemical stimulus involved in sensory perception of smell; sensory perception of smell
Cellular component (GO): plasma membrane
Molecular function (GO): odorant binding; olfactory receptor activity
Source: RefSeq, a predicted model, not a curated record
AUGCUGGCUGCUAUGGAUAAUGAUUGGCGCGAAUGUAUCAAUAUUGAUAAGCAUUUGCAUGUAAUGACAAUCAAAGCGAAGAUGUCGCAUUCUAUUUCUAACACUUUAUUGAGUUUUAUUGCGUUUGUUGCGGUACCUUAUCUCUUAAGCGAUUACUCUAUUCAUGCUGAAAAUGGAAUUUUCGUAUUAGUAAAAGCAGUUGGUGGUUACCUGGCUAUAAUAAUUGAAGUCUUUGUCAUUUGCUUUGCUGGAGAAUAUCUUAGCUCAAAGAGUAAAUCAGUUGCUGAUGCAAUAUAUGAAACGUUGUGGUAUGAUAUGCCGUCACAUCAAAGUAAAAUUAUAGUAUUUAUAAUAAUGAGAUCUCAGAAACGACUGACGAUCACGGCAGAAAAAGUAAUGGAUAUGUCAUUUGAAACUUUUACAAGUAUCAUGAAAGCGUCAGUGUCAUAUGUAUCUGUUCUGUACGCUAUGUAUUAAUACAGAAGAAAAUACAUUUGCUGAAAAGAUAACAUAAUUAAUGAAUAUAUAAGUCAAUAAGAUAGAACAUAUUAACUAUAUUUAAUAUAAUAUUUUUGUGUGUUAUUAA